Babesia bigemina is the source of this 354-nucleotide messenger RNA. RefSeq lists its product as hypothetical. Lineage: Eukaryota; Apicomplexa; Aconoidasida; Piroplasmida; Babesiidae. The transcript has 4 exons. The record is from RefSeq and is a predicted model, not a curated record. The coding region runs from base 1 to 354 and encodes 117 amino acids.
AUGCCCCGGUAUGACCUUUUCGCGCGCCUUCCGUUGCUGGCGUACGUGGACCGCGUCCAUAUUCGCUACCGCCCGGGAUCGCGCAACAGCGAAACCUGCCGCCGCCUGCUGCUCACCCUGAUGCGCCCCGAGACGUCGCGGCGUUUCCCGCAGCUGUCUUAUGCGUACGAGCUGCUGAGCUAUGACGCCCGGCCCGAGAUAAUCGUGCAUAUUUCGCCGAACAUAGAGCACAGAUUCUUUGCCGACUCCUGCUCGCUGGAGGACAUCCGGCGUGCCAUCGACACCGACCAGUACCAAGCCCACCUCAACCACCUGCGCAGUCGCUCGCUAGAGGCGUCUCGAGACGACGCGUGA